AUGCAGAACAAUCCGGCUGGACAAGCUUUCGAGAGCGGCGGGCCAGCAGAUGUCACCCAUGGCGAAAUCGAGCGGGGCCAUCAAGAAUUCGGUUGCUGCCAGGAAAACACAGCACUCGGCCGAGUUGCCAAGCCGCACUCCACCUCGCCCGGCAAUCACAGCCUCCGCUCAUUGCGCAGUAUUCUCAUUGUAAAACCGACUUUGCAAUGGCAACUGCAGCUUCGUACCACCCACAACAUGGCUAGCCUGCAGCGGCCUUGA
Akanthomyces muscarius is the source of this 261-nucleotide messenger RNA. RefSeq lists its product as uncharacterized. The coding region runs from base 1 to 261 and encodes 86 amino acids. The record is from RefSeq and is a predicted model, not a curated record. Lineage: Eukaryota; Fungi; Ascomycota; Sordariomycetes; Hypocreales; Cordycipitaceae. The transcript is spliced from 4 exons.